AUGGAGAUAAUUAGCGAACCAAAAUUACUGCAAACGUUGCGGGGACAUCGCGGCGAAGUGACGUGUGUGGACGCGGUCAGAGGGAGGCUGGUGAGCGGCGGCGGCGACAAGUCGCUGCGGCUGUGGCGGUGGGCGGCCGGCGGCGGGUGGCAGGAGGCGGCCGCGGUCCGCGCCGCGCACCGCUACGGCGUGACGGCGGCGCGCUGGUCCGACAGCGGCGCGCUGGUGGCGAGCGGCGGCGUGGACGGCGCGCUGCGCGUGUGGAGCGGCCGCUCGCUGGCGCCGCGCCGCACGCUGGCCGCGCCCAACGCGGCGGCGGCGCGCGCGCUCUGCUGGGCGGGCGGCGGCCGGCUCGCGGCCGGGCACGACGACGGCGCGCUCUGCGUGUGGCACGUGCCGCGCGGCGACCUCGUCGCGCGCCUCCUCGCCCACCAGGGAUCCCUUCAGGCGGUCUCGAUUCCGGCGCGACGGUCGCUGCUGCUCACCGCCUGCACCGAGGGCGUGCUCAAAGUCUUCGAUCUAAUUGAAAUUUGCAACAGCGGCGUGACCGGCGACGAGGGGCCGCCGCCGGUUCCGCUGACGUGGGUGGACGGGGCUCACGACCUGGGCGUGCUGUGCGCGGACGCGACCGAGCACGGCUACCUGGCCGCUACCGGCGGACACGACUCUCUGAUCAGACUGUGGCGGGCGGUUCCGGGGCCGGAGGGUAGGAGACCGAGCGGAAUGGAGGCCGCCGGAGUGUUGGAGGGACACGCGGCCGCCGUGACGGCGUUGAGAUGGUCGUGCAGAGCGAGGGAAGACGAUGAGAUACUAGUUUCGUCGUCGUUGGAUCGUACGGCGAGAUUGUGGGCGCCGGUUUCGGGAGACUGCUUGCAUGUGGUACACGGCCACUCCAGAUACCUUACUUGUAUAUCGCUCUCGGAUGAUUUACGAUAUAUGAUCACAGGUUCAAAUGAUAAGUCAGUGCGCAUGUGGACUUUGGGGAAAUUAACUCUAGAUGAUGAACUAGAACCACCUUGUCCAACAUUAAUGCAUUUCGGGUUAGGGGAUUUAGAGGGGAUAGAGCCCGUUGACGGGGAUGAACCGUAUUUCGAAACAGACGAUGAUCGGAUACCAGAAGCGGACGGCGAUAGAGCCUGCCGAGUGUGGCACGACCCUGAGGCCCAUACGGGAGCCAUUAACUGUAUCGCUACGCACGAUGAUUUAUUAGCCACGGCUUCCAGUGACGGGUGGGUGAAGAUAUUCCGGUGGUGCGAGUCGGAGGCGGGCGGCGAGCUGGUGCUGCAGCACGCGCUGGAGGCGCACCGGUACCCGGCGCUGGCGGUGGACUUCGGCGCGGGCGGCGCGCUGCUGCUGUCCGCCGGCCUCGACGGGUACGCCGCGCUCUGGGACGUGCAGAUGGGGUGCGUGCUGCGGUCGCUGUGCGUGUCGGCGGCGGGCGGUGUGGGUGCGGGGGCGGGGGGCGGCGCGGGCGAGGGCGAGGCGGGCGGCGGCGGGGUGCGGGGCGCGCGCGUGUCCCCGCAGCGCCCGCCGCAGCUGCUGCUGGCCUCCGACGACGGGCUCGCGCUGCUGUGGAGCCUCGCCGACUCGGACCCCAGGCCGUCACAGUUAAUACACGUGUACGGCGGGCACGUGGGCGCGGUGACGUGCUGCGCGUGGUCGUGCGACGGGCGCGUGCUGGCGACGGGCUCCGACAGCGGCGAGCUGCGGCUGCACGCGCCGCCGCCCGCCGCCCGCACGCUGCACCACCGCCCGCACGCGCACGACCAAGGUGUCCAGAGCUGCGACUUCUCGUCGUCGGUGUCUGCGCUGGGCGUGCCGGACGACGGGGACUCGUACCUGCUGGCCACGGCCGGCGGCGACUCCCUCAUCAAGCUGUGGGUGGUGACGCUGGAACAGGUAACGGCGGGUGCGCGGGUGCGGGUGGCGCGCGAGUUCGCGGCGCACGGCGGCGGCGCGGCGAGCGUGCGGUGGGCGGCGGGCGGCGCGCUGCUGGCGUCCGCGGGCGCGGACGGGUGGGCGCGGGCGUGGGCGGUGCGCGGGGGCGCGGGCGGUGCGGGGGGCGCGGGGGGAGUGCGCGCCGCCGCCGCCGCGCCCGCCGCCGGGCCCGCGCUGGCCGCGGCGCCGCUGCGCGCGCUGCUGGCGGUGGGGUCGCUGGCCGGCGAGCUGGCGCUGUGGCGGCUCGCGCCCGCCCGCGACCGCGACCGCGACCGCGACCGCGACCGGGAGGAGGGCGCCGCGCCGCGCUGGUGGGCCGCGCCCGGCGUCGAGCGCUGGCUGCGGGAGUACGUCACCAGGCCCGCCGAAUCUCACGCUGAGCCUCGUGGCAUAGAAAUUCGACUCGUACAAAAGGUUCGAAAAGCAGCCGUGACGGGAGCCAACCUGCUCGAUGACACCAUCGAGGAAUUGCUUGAUAAAUUUGGUUACGGUGAAAAGAUAGAUGCAGAUGAUGAGCAGCCAGAGAAAGAGGAUGAAGAUGAGAAGGAGACGAUCCGACAGCGUCUCAUAGACGAGCUGAAGUGGCUGCGUCGUGGACCGACGCCGCCGGAACUGGCGGCGGCCGCGCCGCACGCGCUGCUGUGUCCGCUGACGCACGGCGUGCUCCGCGAGCCGGCGCGCGCCGCCGACGGUCUCUCCUACGAGCGCGCCCACCUCCUCGAGUGGCUGAUCGCAGAGGGCGCGACGUCGCCGGCGUCGGGGCGGCGGCUGGCGCACACCCGCGCCGCACCCAACUACGCGCUACGCGGACGACUGCAGGACUUCCUGAAGGAACACGCCGGGCAGCAGUAGCGGCGAGGGAGGGUCGUAAGGAGACGAGGGAGGUAAUGAUACCACGAGUAAUGUUUCAACGAUCUCAUCUUUAAUUGUAUCCCUUACAUUUAUUAUUUACAAGUGAGGCAGUAACAGUGUUAACGAACCAAACUUCGACUCGGCACCACUGUUCAGUAAUAAUUAGAUUAAAAUUAACGAUCGAUUGGCGGCCGACCGCGGCCGUCGACGCGCUCCUAAAUUUAUUACA
Molecule: messenger RNA, 3019 nt
Organism: Achroia grisella
Lineage: Eukaryota; Metazoa; Arthropoda; Insecta; Lepidoptera; Pyralidae
Product: WD repeat, SAM and U-box domain-containing protein 1-like
Exons: 13
Coding region: 1-2790 (929 amino acids)
Biological process (GO): protein ubiquitination
Molecular function (GO): protein binding; ubiquitin-protein transferase activity
Source: RefSeq, a predicted model, not a curated record